AUGCCUGAUCCAGAUCUCAUUAUUUCGAGUAAUUGCCUCGAAAUUUAUGGGAGCGGUGUAAGUGAUUAUUGCUUUUUAUAUUCAAAAGAAACAUUAAGAUCUUUCAGAUUCGGUCCAAAUCCAAAGCUUACAACAAUUGGCAAGUACUCUUUUUACAAAUGUACAAAAUUACAACAAAUCGAUCUUUCAUCGUGCACUAAACUUCUUGUUAUUUGUGAAAAUGCAUUUUCUUACUGCAUAUCAGUUACAGAACUUUUUCUUCCCGAAGGACUCCAAAACAUUGAAAUGUAUGGAUUUUCUUAUAUAAAAAUACAAUCUAUUGAAAUUCCAUCAUCAGUAAUAGACAUAAAGGCUUAUGGAUUUGGAUAUAUUAAUACUUUAGCGUCAAUUACUUUCAAGGAAGGAUCUAAGCUUCGAUCACUUCAGACAAAUGCAUUUAUAGCUGCAAGUUUUGUUGAAUUUAAAGUUCCAGAAUCAGUUCAAUAUAUUACUGGCAUGUUUGCAAACUAUGUUUUAACUUUCUCAAUAAUAAAAGUUCAUCAAAACAAUAAAUAUUUUGUCAGUGAUAAUUUUGCUGUAUAUUCUAAAGAUUAUCAGGCAAUUUAUUCUUUUGCACCAAAUUCUUCGUUCACAUAUGAAAUUAAUCAGAAAGUAAAAAUCAUAAAAUAUGGUGCAUUUAAAAAUGCAAAAUGCGCAUCAAUAACCAUCCCUUCUGGAGUUACAAGCAUCGAAGGAUGGGCAUUUGCAACUGCAACAAAUCUUAAACAGAUUAAAUUGCCUCCAAAUAUUACAAUAAUUAAUGAACAUUGCUUUUAUAAUUCAGGUUUAACAUCAAUUGAUAUUCCAGAAAAAGUAACUAAAAUUGAUACUGGUGCAUUCCAAGGUUGUAACUUCCUGAAAACAAUUCUUCUUCCCGGUAAUCUGACUGAGGUUGGUGGAAGUGCAUUCCCUUCAAAUCCAAAUAUUAACUUUACUUUCAAAGGCGAUUCUCAAAUUAUGAUUGAUAACCAAAUGCUAAUAAUGGCUAAAGAUAAUUCAUCAAUAUCUCUAUUGCUUGACUCAUCAGUAACAUCAAUUAAAAUUCCGAGUCAAGUUAAAAGAAUUAAAUUAUCAGCAUUUUCUGAAAAAAAGAGUCUAAGUUCUAUUACUUGCGAUGGAACAUCUGAAUUAGAAGUUAUUGAAGAAAGUGCUUUUUCGUAUUGUUCUAGUUUGACAUCAAUUCCUUAUUUCCCAAAACUCAAAGAAAUCGGAAAUUUUGCAUUUUAUCAAACAAGACUUUCAUCACAAUUUAUAUUCCCAACAAAUUUUACAUUUCUUGGUACUAGUGCUUUUUCUGGAGUAAGGACACUGCCAAGUGUUACAUUUUCAUCGACUGUAAAAAAAUAG
Messenger RNA from Trichomonas vaginalis G3, 1386 nucleotides. RefSeq lists its product as uncharacterized. Bases 1 to 1386 code for a protein of 461 amino acids. The transcript has a single exon. Lineage: Eukaryota; Parabasalia; Trichomonadida; Trichomonadidae. The record is from RefSeq and is a predicted model, not a curated record.